AGAAUGUGAAAGUGGUUUUGGUUUGUAAGGCACAGCCCGAGCUUCGCCUCUCAGCCGCGUGGUGGUGCAGUUUUACCACAUCUACCCCGUUUCUAUGGCAAUCCUGCUUUGUAUUGGGCGCCAUUUUCAAACAGCGUUACCGCCACCGGAAGACAUUCACCCUGAAAAGGAAACCAGCUACAGAGCAGCUAGCUACAAACAAAAGAAAACAAAACAGACCAAAGUUAAAGUGCAUGGCUAAAGUGCAUUGAGAUAACGCGGACUAUCAAACGCAUAAAGAUCGUUUUGAUAUGUUCAAAGAAAAUGACGUUUUUUUUACGUAAGCGCAUUUGUAAACGUAGCUAGCUAGUCAAGCUAAGUGCUAAUGUGUACGUUAAACUGUAACCUAGCCAAGUAGCUGACAGCUGGCUAAUACAAACACAUCGACAAAGAAAACUACUCGAUCGUUGCUCAAGAGCGUAACCAUGAGCACCAGUGCAGAACGGAAAUUUAUAAAUCUGCGAAAGCGUCUGGACCAGUUGGGCUACAGGCAGCCGUUAGGCAUCGAGUCAUUGCCUUUGGUGGAAAAGCUUUUUAGCGAUUUAGUCCACACCACUGAAAGUCUUCGAAAUGCCAAGCUCUCCGCUGGGAAGACCGAAAAGGAGAGUCGGAAUCUUGACGCUCUGCUGGAGCCGUAUAAAACAGAAAAUGCCCGGCUUGUACGAGAGAAUAAUGAACUGCACUUAGGGCUUCUCAAAUUGAAGGAGGAGAAGGAACGAACCACUAGAGAGCUAAAGGCUUUCAUCAGGAAACUAGACCAUGAGACCUCAGAUCUAAAGUUCCUCAACAAUCAGUAUGUGCAUAAGGUCCGUGCACUGGAGAAGGAUAGCAAAGCCAAAAGCGAGCGCAUUCAGCAGCUCCAGGAGAAGAACAUGCAGGCUGUAGUGCAGACACCAGGAGGGAAAAAGAGGCCAAUCCCUUUCAGACGCCAGCGGAUGCAGAUAGAUGAGCUUCUCCCUGCUUCCCGUGGCAUCUCUUCUUCAGUUGCGGCACAGCCCGAUGACCCGUACGUUGCUGAUCUUCUCCAAGUGGCGGACAACAGGAUUCAGGAGCUGCAGCAGGAAGUGACAGUGCUGAAGUUGGCUCUAGAAAGAGCCCAGGGAGGAAUCAAGCACCUCAAUGCUCAGGUGGAGGAGCGAGAUAAGGAGAUUGAGCGCCUGAAUCGAGCUCUAGAUGGAGGACGACCGUAUGAUGUCAUCACUCUGGAGGCUCAGAACAUCAGCAAUGAAAAGCUCAUUGCUCACUUAAAUUUACAGAUUGAGUACCUGCAGGAAACAAACAGGGCACUGGAACAGAGGGUGGAGGGAUUACAACAAAAGAAGAAGACAUUUUCUAGCGAGGUGGCCGACCUGAGCGCCAGGAACCAGGAGCUGUGCAGUGAACUCACCCAGAUAGACCAGCUCGCCCAGCAGCUAGAGAGAGACAAGGAGAUGGUGAUGGAGACAGCUGACAUGGAGCUGCAGGACGCCAGGAAAGAGAUUCAGCGGCUGCACAAACAAACAGAAGAACUAGAGGAGGUCAUUUCCAAAUUAAGACAAAACCUAGCAGAAGGCAAUCAUGAGAAGGACCGUCUGAAGGAUCAGCUAUCAGCAGUGCAGGAGGAAAAUGUGAAGAUGGAGGGAUUGAUGAAUUUCGUGGAAGAGGAAAAGAAGAGACUGCAGGACAAAGUGGAGAAAAUGACGCACGCUGAUAAAGAAAUGGUUUUAGAAUUGGAGCGUAUGCGUAAUCGACAUGGCAUGUGUGGCAAAGAGCGUUCUCCAUCUCGAUUGGACGCUUUCGUGAAGAGUUUGGAAGAAGAAAGGGACUACUACAGACAUGAGGCAGAGAAAUGUAGAAAGACAAGGGGAGGGGCAGACAGUGUCAGUCCUUCCAAGAGCAGGAGUCCCAGAGGGCGUGGGAGCUGGCCUGUAAGAGGAGAAAGUGCAGACACUGAACUGUCACGUGCGCUGAGAGAGAGAGAUGAGCUGCAAGCCAUGCUGCUGGACUUUGAGAAACACAUGGAGGACAUCCAGAUAAAAGUCAAACUGCUCACCACUGAGAGAGACCAACUCAGCACUCAAUAUCAGCAGGCCCAGGAGGAGCUGCAGAGUGUCCGCGGCAAGUUAGCAUAUUCUCCAGAGCUGCAGCGGAGAGUGAGAGAGCAGACAGACACCGAACUACAUAAAGUCACAACAGAAAGAGAUGCUCUCCGCGAGAGACUCAAGGUGGCUCAGACUUUAGCUCUGACAGACAGAGAGCAGGAGGAGAUAAGAAUAAUGGAGCUGGAGAACACUGUUCAGAUGCUGGAGAGAGAGCGGUCAGAUCUGCACACACAGGUGGCUGUAUUAAAGGAGAGCCGUGUAGCUCUCGAAGAGGAGCUGAAGGCCCGCUCAGCAGCCUUGCUUCAGAAUGCAGAAGAGAUGGCCCAGCACCGGGCUGAGAGCAGCACUCUGAGGCUGUUGCAGGAGCAAAUGGAGAAGUCUCUGUCUGAUGUUCAGCACAGAUUGUCUGUAAAGGCUAGCGAACUGCAGGCAGCUCACCAACAAAUGGACAAAUUAGAGGAGAGAAUCACCGAACUGACUAGGAAUGGGUCUUCUCAAAAAGAUGAGGUGGCAACGCUGCAGGCUGCCAUCGCAUCUCUGGAUCGAGAGAAGGACAUUCUGCAGGAGGCAGUGGACCAGAAGGCAGAGAGUAUGGUCCUGCUGAAGGACCAGCUAAACAAGAAGGAGAAGAUGCUGACAGAAGUUCGACUCACCAUAACAGAAAUGGAGAACUCUUUAGAACAACUAAAGGGGGUGCUGAGCAGCCGAGAGCGGGAGAUAGCUAGUCUUCGCAGACAGUUAGAUCAGUCGCAGGAGGAACUCUCAUCUGUCAGCCAUGACAGAGAGAUUGCACUGCGAGAGAACCGCAGACUACAGGAUGACCUGGCCACCAUGACCAGAGAAAACCAGGCAGUGCACAGAGAAAUGGAAGAGGCACUGAGAGAGAGGGAUGAGCUAAAGAUGAGAGUCCACUCCUACAUUUCUGAAGUGGCCAAGAUCGAGAAAAUAAUGGCCUCCAAGGAACAGGAGAACAGGGAGAUGUUGGAGCGUUUCCGCUCAGCACAUAUAAACGCUGAGGAGCGCGAGCUAAAACUGCAGCAGGCUGAGGGUCUCAACAAUUCCAUCAAACUGGAGCUUCUCUCCUCUGACACGGAGCGCAGACACCUCCGAGAGAAGCUCUCCCUGCAGGACCGAGAGAUACAGGAGCACAUGAAUGCACUGCAGGCGUAUGAGGCUCAGGUAUCCUCUCUGGUGCGGGCAACGUCUCGGCUAGAGGACGAGCUCCAGUCGGCACGGGCAGAGAAAGCAUCGGUGCUAGCCGAUCUCGCCUCCGUACGUGAGCUCUGCGUUAAACUAGACUCCAGCAAAGAGCUGACCACACGGCAACUUGCUGCCAAGAGCAUGGAGCUGGAGCGGAUGACUGGUGAGCUGGAGGAUGUACGGUCAGAGAUGGAGCUCCUGAAGAAGCAGCUGGCUAGCGAGAAGGUGACUGUGCGUAACUUGGAGACGCUGCUGACCACCAACCGACAGAAAGAGUUUCAGAACCACCUCAGUGCAAGUGAGAGGGAGUCAGAGCUGAAAGUGCUCAAAGACCGCCUGGCUCUCGCAGACAGCAAAACGACAAGUCACGCUAGAGAGGUUUCUCAGCUGCGCGGAAAAUUGUCUCAUCUCCAGGCAGAAAUGGACGUGCUGAAGAGGCAACUGACCACAGAGCGCUUUGAGCGGGAAAGGGCAGUCCAGGAGAUGCGAAGACAGGGUGUGUCUUUUACAUCACUGCGUAGCUCCUCCCCCCUCAGUACCUCACACAGUCCCCGCCCAUCGUCCCCUGAACCUUCUGCCUUACGCACACCAGAGCGCUUAAUUGAAAAAUCUCCAGAAAAAAGUGUGAGUUUUAAGGACUAGAGAGAAGAAAAUAAACCUGAGGAUCUUCCGAAAGUGGGCAUCAGAAGGAGUUACUCUCUGGGAAUGCUGUUCAUACGUCAUCCCUCUUGUUGUGAAUGUGGUAGGAGAGGCCAUCUGAUGUCUGUUUCUGGUUACAGUACUUCAUUCCAUUGUGGCUUGAAUUCUGAUUGGUGCCUUUUUUGCAUGAAAGCUUUUUUUUUUUUAUCAAGAACAUAAAGCCUUAGAUUUAUCCUAGAUAACAAAUGCACUGACAGGCUGUUACAACCCAAUCAUGCCACAAAGCCAAACAGAAAAACAUGUUUGUUUUAUUUAAUAUCCUGAAGGAAAUUGUGUUUUUUUAUAUAUAUAUGUAUGUUACUAUUUUUCUGUGAACUUUUAAACACAUGCUUUUGUAAUAGAACAGAUUGAUGAAUUAUUAAUACAUUUAUUUCCUGUGAUUUUUUUUUUAUUUUUUACAUAAAUUCUAGUAUUUUUAUGUGAAAUGUUAGUGUGUGAAGGAGACCAAACAAUACUAAUGACCAAAAGUCCUCAGGGCUGCCAGUGUUACAGAGAGAGCUCUCAAACCCCAAACUUAUGACUGGUGUUGUGUUUCGUCCAUCGUUUGUGUGUUCACGUGAAUCAUUAAUUUAUUAACUUGAAUAAAAAAAUGUACCUAGUUUCUUACAGCA
Molecule: messenger RNA, 4630 nt
Organism: Hemibagrus wyckioides
Lineage: Eukaryota; Metazoa; Chordata; Actinopteri; Siluriformes; Bagridae
Gene: cep135
Product: centrosomal protein 135
Exons: 26
Coding region: 465-3962 (1165 amino acids)
Source: RefSeq, a predicted model, not a curated record